Messenger RNA from Struthio camelus australis, 692 nucleotides. The record is from RefSeq and is a predicted model, not a curated record. NCBI's taxonomy places the organism in Eukaryota, Metazoa, Chordata, Aves, Struthioniformes, Struthionidae.
AGUAAUUCCUUUGGUCUCAUCUACCUUCAACUCUGUGCACUGGGGUGUUAAUGACAGAGGAGUGAAUAUCAGCCUCAUUAGAAGGGGGAAGAGCAAACACUUGCACUUUCUCAAAAGCUUUAUAUUGGUGCUGUUCACUUUUUUCAGGGCUUCUUACCAGAUUGCAGACUUCAGCUCCCAUAAUGCGAACUUUAUCGACAUCAAAUUCUCAUUAUCAAAGCAUUCCAAGCUCUUUGUGGAAACUGGGACGACUUAAUCAUGUAGCAAUUGCAGUACCUGAUUUGGAGAAGGCUCAGUCUUUGUAUAAGGAUGUGUUAGGCGCACGGGUGAGCGAGGCUGUUGCUCUUCCUGAACAUGGUGUCUACACUGUUUUUGUGGAGCUGGGAAAUACAAAGCUGGAACUUCUGCACCCUCUAGGAGAGAAAAGUCCCAUAGCAAGCUUUCUGCAAAAAAACAAGACAGGAGGAAUGCAUCAUAUCUGCAUUGAGGUUGAUGACAUAAAAGCAGCUGUGACAGAACUGAAGGGAAAAAAGAUCCGAAUAUUGAGUGAAGAGCCAAAAAUAGGUGCACAUGGCAAACCUGUGAUUUUUCUUCACCCUAAAGACUGCCACGGAGUCCUUGUGGAACUUGAGCAAGCUUGAGCUGUAAUAUUCAUGAAGUAAAACAAUAAACGAAUUGUGAACUUACUGAGA